UUGCUCGCCGAAACCAUAACCGAUCGACGACGGGACGCUUCCGACGUCGAUAAAUUUGGAUUAUCGUUAUAUUUUGACGUUCAUAAAAGCGCGCGAAUGAUAUUCGGGAAUAGUGAAAUUGCGUAUGUGCAUCGGGUGCAUCGAAGAACUUUGAUUCGAUCGGUACAGCUGAUGAGAUAUAGAGAUUCGAUACGAUCGCGCGGGUAUAUUAUAGUCGUUAACUCGCGAAACGCGGCGUGUCGUGUACGAUCUGAAGGAAUAUUAUAAUUCAUCGCGUGUCCAGCUGCUGGUCUGUGCGUGACUAUAUGUACUGCAUUAUGCGGUGCAUCGCCGAGUGCAUCCUCGGAUUCUCGUCGUUUGCCGGGCUUUUGAGGCGCGCGUCGACCGAGUACGUCUGUUGGCGGCUCAUGCUUUAAGAAAAUCGACCAGGUGAUCUUAGAUCGUAAUUGAAGACAACUUGAGUGAAAAGAACUGUUUUUCGAGAAAAAUUGGACUAUGCAAAAUUGUCGUGAAUGUUUCAUGCAGUGAGUUGAACUAUUGGUGUGGUGAUUUUAUUUUUUUUAAUUACGCGUUAAGAACCUGUAAAUUUUUUUUAUCAAGAGAUAUGGGAUACGAGUCUUAUCAUGAUCAUUGUGACAUCAUCGGCGGUCGCUUCGAUUGAGGAUUUUUCGAAGGAUACAUUAGGAAGGUUGCGUAUUCGGUACGUGAUGCCGGCGGCGCAUCUGACGCUGCGCGAGGAGGACGUGGUGCGACUGACCUUGGAGUUUCUCCACAGCCGUGACCUUCACAUCUCGCAGCUCUCACUCGAGCGCGAGACCGGCGUGAUAAACGGCCAAUACAGCGACGACGUGCUCUUUCUACGCCAGCUGAUUCUCGACGGGCAAUGGGACGACGUGCUCGAGUUCAUCCAGCCGCUGGAGGCGCUCUCGGACUUCGACAUGAGGAAGUUCACGUAUUCGAUCCUGCGCCACAAGUAUGUCGAGCUGCUGUGCAUCAAGUCCGAAGCGAACGUCAUUGCCGCCGGUACCAACGGCAGCGUCGACAACGCCGUCGAGGAGGUCGUCAAGGUGUUGAGCGAUCUUGAGAAGGUCGCGCCUUCCAAAGAAGAGUACAGCAGUCUAUGUCUGCUGCUCACUUUGCCGCGACUGACGGAUCAUUUGCAGUACAAGGACUGGAAUCCCAGCAACGCCAGGGUACAAUGUUUCCGCGAGGUUCAUCCCUUGGUGGAGAAGUUUCUGCCGGGUGACAGGAAGAGCCUCGACUCCGCGCAUCCGGUUACCUCGGCGAAAAAUGAUCGACUCAUUCAGCUUAUUAUCAAGGGCAUCUUGUACGAGUCCUGCGUUAAUUACUGCCAAGCGAAAGCUACCGGGUCGAAAGAGAGUGAACAGGUGGAGAUGAGUUUCUCGAGGCUGCUGGACGGAUCCGUGGGUUUCAGCGAUUCGGACUUAAGUUUACUUUCAUGGCUUCAAAGUAUACCUCCCGAGACAUUCGCUGUACCCUUCGCGCAAAGAACUCUGAAUGUCGACGUGGAGCGUCUGGAAAGACCCUCUCUAGAGACCUCGUGGACGGAACACAUGCUGAUAACGCCGAUAAAACCGAAAACCUUUCCGCACAGCGCCAUGCCGUUCACCAGGCCGAGAUCCGCCGCGGACAUGAUGUCUCGUAGUUUAGUGCCGGCUCUCGAGGCCGGUCUCGGACCCAGGAGUCCUGGAUCCAAGAACACAGCCAUACCAUCCGCGGCACUCAUGGCGCUGUCUAUCGGCGACGUGAACCCGAUGUCCAGGUCGUCCUUUGCUAGCUUUCAUCUGACUGGCUUCAAGAAUAACAAAUUGAUGAAUACUAGCGUCGAUAGGCUCUUCGAGAACGAGGGUGACGUCUUUCUUAGCUCGAAUUACGCCGAAUUUCAACAGCUACCUUCGAUACAAGAGACCACUCCUAAAGCUCCACCGAGGACGAGAGGACACUCAAAGAGUCCCGAUGGUAUGGAAGCAGACCCUUCAGCAACAUCCACGCCAGAACGUAGAGUAGCUGGCAGGGAAUCGCCAGCUCUCUCGACCGCCAGGAGUUCUAGAAGAGACUCUUUGGCGGAAAAGCCUACUGGAGUCGCGGCCAAAAUUGCGGAACCGACCGCGAUCCCGGUUAGAGCGGUGAUGGCUCCUGGCGAUCAUCUCGAACAAAGUUACAACGGUGGCCUGUUUAAAGAGUACCAGAAGCAGAAGCAGAGAUUGCAGGAAACUAUUCAGCAAAAGGAAAGGGAGAGAGACGAAUUAGUUAGGCAAUUAUCGGCGCCGUUACCGAUGCAAGUAGCCGAUAAUAGACUGCAAGGAGAAGGCAUAAAGCAGCCGUUGAGUAGCAAAGGACCAUCGCCGGUUCACACGAGUACACCUGUCCGGUCUGGAAUCCAGUCACCGAAGCCUACAAUCAAUGGAUCAGACCCAGUCGCAAGGCAAAAUUCGAUGUCAGGCGGUUAUGACUCAAGGGUGUCGGAGGGACAUUAUGAUAUCAUCAAAUCAAAGCAGGAGCCGAGACCGGAACUCGACACCAGCAACGGAAGCAGCAACGGCGGCGGCAGGCCGCGAUUCGUUCCCGUCACUGCUUUGGAGGACGUGCAGGCGGUGCGUUGCGCCGAAUUCCACCCUCACGGAAAACUCUACGCCGUAGGAUCCAAUUCGAAGACGCUGCGGAUAUGCGCCUACCCGAAGCUGCACGAUGUCAGGGAGGAUCAUCAGACGUAUCAACCCACUGUUCUCUUCAAGCGAACGAAGCAUCACAAGGGCUCCAUAUAUUGUCUUGCGUGGACACCGGAUGGUCGACUGAUGGCAACCGGAAGCAACGACAAGACCGUGAAAUUGAUGCGAUUCAACGCCGAUACUUCGAACCUUGAAGGACAAGAGGUCGAAUUGACUAUGCACGACGGUACAGUGCGUGAUCUGUGCUUCCUCGAGGACACGUCGAACAAGUCGAGUCUUCUGAUCAGCGGCGGUGCUGGCGAUUGCAAGAUUUACGUUACCGAUUGCACGACCGGUACACCUUUCCAAGCCUUAAGCGGCCACAGUGGCCAUGUGCUAACACUUUACAACUGGGGUGGAGCGAUGUUCGUCAGCGGAUCGCAGGAUAAAACAGUCAGAUUCUGGGACUUGAGAACGAGAGGCUGCGUCAACAUGGUCACACCUGCAACGGUACCUGGCAGUCGGCAUUUGAUUCCGUUGCAGGUCGGCAGCCCCGUAGCCGCGCUAUGCGUGGAUCCGUCUGGUCGGCUUUUGGUGUCCGGUCACGAGGACAGCAGUUGCGUUCUCUUCGACAUUCGCGGCGGCAGAACGGUGCAGUGUUUCAAACCUCACGCGGCGGAUAUUAGGAGCAUACGAUUCUCACCGUCGGCGUAUUACUUAUUAACGGCGGGAUACGACAACAAACUGGUGCUUACAGAUUUGCAAGGUGAUCUUACGAUGCCUCUACCUAGCGUUGUGGUUGCCCAACAUCAGGAUAAAGUCAUCUCAGGACGUUGGCAUCCGACGGAAUUUUCGUUCCUCAGCACUUCCGCUGAUAAAACUGCAACUCUUUGGGCCUUGCCGCCUGUUUAAAGAUCCAGCAUGAUAACGCGCGCAUUGCUAUUUAUUAAUCCGUUUUUUAAAAGAGUAUUUUGAUUCAUCUACGUUGUUUAGACGUGUUGAUUUAUAUCGAAUCGAUCGCGUAAAAAAAUUCAUUUUUUCAAAUUCUACGACGGACAUUAUGACGGUAAAACAAAAUGAACAAUUUCGAGCGAUAUCAAUAUUCUAACGUAUCUAUGUAUCAGCGCUUAAUUUAACUAUGACCACAAUUCAAACUUCUUUAAUAUAUGACAGCGCCAUUAACUCGCAGUGAGGUAUUGCGAAAAUUAAGCAUUUAAACGAUUUAAAUCUAAUGAUUUAAAGACUCAGCUGAAAAAAAAGGAUAAAAAAACGUUAACCAGAUAUGUAUUGUAAAAGUAUAGGAUUGUUUUUAUAGUUAUAAAUUUGAUACCGGAAAUCACAAGACUGCAAAUGAAUAAUUGCUUCGACAUUGCUUUAUAGCUAUACGAAGCAUAUAUUGCGAGUUUGAAAUAUUUUCUUUUUACAUAAUAUCGGGAUAGGUUUUCAGAGAUUUUAACAGAUGUUCUUUCCACGAAUAAUAACGCACGCGUACUUAUCAAAACCGCGCGAUGCGAUAUAUCCUUCCCUCCCUUUUUAAAUAUAAUUUUGUUAUAAUCAGAGAUGCCUGAUAUUUUGUAAAUACACGUUAAAGUAAGUUAAAAAAAUUUCGUAACACGAUAUUCGCACAUCUGUGCAAAGGACGUACUAAUUUCUUAUUGAAUUCUCUCUUACUUUUGCUCAGUAGCACGUUAUCUGCAUCUGCGUUUUAUAACGUUUAGAGAGAUUUGAUAGAUUGUCCUAUUUGUUAUUUUAUUCUUGUUUUACUAAAAAAAGCGUUGCUUUUUUACGUAAUUUGCGUGCGCAUACGUUCAACUCAUAGAUGCUCCUACUUCCAUCUCCAUGUUAUCGACUCACAAGCCAAAUAUACACACGCGUUCUAGUAUACAUAGAUAUAUUAUACUUAUAUUAUAUCCGCAUUUUCGCGAAGAAAUUAUAUACGUAUGCUCAUAUUAAUCGCUAUUUUUACGGAUUAAGAUAAUUAAUAUAAAACGAGAGAGAAUUUAUUCGGAGCAUCGAACAAUUUGUCGCGAUACAUGAGUACGUUUACACAAAUCGAAGGAAGAUAGUAUUCUUUAGUAAUAUAAAGUCAUAAGGACUAACAAUUAGAGUUUUAAGUUGCUUGUCGCAAUCGUCAAAGUUUGUAGUAGCAGCGAAACUAAAACAGAUAGAAGGAGAAAUGUUACGUUUCGAACUGUUGAUAGCAAUUUUUUUCUUACAAUUAUAGCAAUUUGAUGGGACGAAGUUUUUCUGUAAAUAUAUAUAGUUGGCAAUUGAA
Molecule: messenger RNA, 4944 nt
Organism: Nylanderia fulva
Lineage: Eukaryota; Metazoa; Arthropoda; Insecta; Hymenoptera; Formicidae
Product: WD repeat-containing protein 47
Molecular function (GO): protein binding
Source: RefSeq, a predicted model, not a curated record